Messenger RNA from Amborella trichopoda, 2743 nucleotides. It is a transcript of the gene ALDH7B4, whose product is annotated as aldehyde dehydrogenase 7B4. Gene Ontology annotation, molecular function: aldehyde dehydrogenase (NAD+) activity. Lineage: Eukaryota; Viridiplantae; Streptophyta; Magnoliopsida; Amborellales; Amborellaceae. The record is from RefSeq and is a predicted model, not a curated record.
UCUCAUUCUCUCUCUAAAUUGCCCUCUAAUAAAAAUAUAAAAUGAUCGCUCCUUCUAAAUUCUCUCUCUAAAAUCAACGAGCUAAGUCUCAAAUUUUAAUCUCUAUCUAAAUAAAUUCUUACAAUUGUCGUUCACACACGCACUCUCUCUCUAAAAUGAUCUCUGGUUAGAACCUCUCUAUAAGGGACGAAAAGAGCCUUCCUUCUCAUUGAUCUCAAAGCGGUGCUUUCAUGGCUUCCAAGUUUCAGAAGUGACCACCACUGAGCUUAUGUGAGUGGUUUGAUGCCCUAUAAUACUGGACUACUGUCUUUAUUACUCUGAGAUAUCGAAACAGUUGUUUCAUAGAUUUUAUGCCCUAGAAAUCAUUGUAUUCCAUAAGGAUCAGAACUCCUCGAAUUUUUAGUGCUCGGUACCUUCCCGAUUCGGGAAAAUUUAUCUCCAGUUUUGUUGGUCCAAAUCGCAAGAAAUAGCCAUUUGAAGGAUCGAUGUAUACUGAAACUUGAUCGAUCAUCUGAUUUGAUAACGUUUUCUCAAUCUGAGCCCUAAUUUUGAAGGAGUUUUCUGUAUAAUAACGAUCAUUAAUCUCAAGAUUCUCAACUAUGGCAUUGGAAGCCUGAAACCCAUUGAUAGCUGGAUCUUCUCAUAUCCUUCUUCUCCACUUAAAUUCAGAAGAAAAAGGUUUUAUUGAUCACGAAAAUGGGAUCAAGCACUGGAAAGAGAGAGUACCAGUUUCUAAAGGAGCUGGGUCUGGGCUCUCGCAAUUUUGGUUGUUUUGCUAAUGGUGUGUGGAAAGGGAAUGGACCCACUGUCACUUCUUUAAAUCCUGCAAAUAAUCAGGCCAUAGCUGAGGUAGUGGAAGCUUCCACCCAGGAUUACGAGGAUGGCAUGACUGCUUGUGUUGAAGCUGCAAAAAUUUGGAUGCAAAUUCCUGCACCGAAGAGGGGUGAGGUUGUUAGGCAGAUAGGUGAAGCCCUGCGCUGUAAAUUGCAGCAGCUUGGGCGGCUUGUAUCACUUGAGAUGGGAAAGAUACUUCCUGAAGGGAUUGGGGAGGUUCAGGAAAUUAUUGACAUGUGUGAUUAUGCUGUUGGAUUAAGUCGACAGUUGAAUGGAUCAGUAAUACCCUCAGAACGUCCAAACCAUAUGAUGCUGGAGGUUUGGAAUCCCCUAGGAAUUGUUGGUGUCAUUACAGCUUUCAACUUUCCAUGUGCUGUUCUCGGAUGGAAUGCAUGCAUUGCUCUAGUCUGCGGCAAUUGUGUUGUUUGGAAGGGUGCUCCAACAACUCCAUUGAUCACAAUAGCGAUGACUAAAAUUGUUGCAGAUGUCCUGGAGAAGAACAAUUUACCUGGUGGUAUUUUCACUUCCUUCUGUGGUGGUGCUGAAAUUGGCCAGCAAAUUUCUCAAGAUACACGUAUACCUCUUGUAUCAUUCACUGGAAGCUCUAAGGUGGGACAACAAGUACGAAGGUUAGUCAGUGAAAGGUUUGGAAAAUGCUUGCUCGAGCUAAGUGGAAAUAAUGCAAUUAUAGUCAUGGAUGAUGCGGAUAUCCAGCUUGCUGUUCGUUCUGUACUGUUUGCUGCUGUUGGAACUGCAGGUCAACGCUGCACCACAUGUCGUAGACUGCUUCUUCAUGAGAGCAUAUAUCAAAAUUUUGUUGAUCAAUUAGUUGAUGUCUACAAGCAAGUCAAAAUUGGGGAUCCCCUAGAGAAGGGUACUUUGUUAGGACCACUUCAUACUCAAGCUUCAAAGGCAAAUUUUCAGAGAGGCAUAGAAGUUAUAACAUCCCAGGGGGGGAAGAUUCUCAGUGGAGGAUCUCAUAUAGAAACUGAAGGAAACUUUGUGCAGCCAACCAUCAUUGAGAUAUCUCCAGAUGCACCAGUAGUUAAAGAGGAAUUGUUUGGUCCUGUUCUUUACAUCCUGAAGUUUAAGACUCUGAAAGAAGCUAUAGAAAUAAACAAUUCUGUUCCACAAGGUUUGAGUAGCUCAAUCUUCACAAGGAGGCCAGAGGUUAUCUUCAGAUGGAUUGGACCUCAUGGCAGUGACUGUGGCAUAGUAAAUGUAAAUAUUCCCACAAAUGGCGCAGAGAUUGGAGGUGCCUUUGGAGGUGAGAAAGCAACUGGAGGUGGCCGUGAAGCGGGAAGCGAUUCAUGGAAGCAAUACAUGCGCCGUUCAACAUGUACCAUCAAUUAUGGAAAUGAACUUCCUCUGGCCCAGGGUAUAAACUUUGGCUAGCAGGUCAUUCCAUUCUGCUCUGCUGCUUCCACAAGAGUAAAGAUAGGGCCCAACAAGAAGUGAUCUCUCUGCAUCGCUUAGUGGUCAGUAUGGCAUCAUCAAACAUCGGUGUUUCCUUGUUACAGGCCUUGACUGUCUCAAUGUCGGUCUGUCUAACCUUUUUCUACUUUGAAUAAUCAAUAAGAAUGUAUCGUAAGUAUUUCUUAUCAGAAGAGGGAGGCCUUGACUGUCUAAAUGUCGGUCUUUCUAACCUUUUUCUACUUUGAAUAAUCAAUAGGAAUGUAUCUUAAGUAUUUCUUAUCCAAAGAGGGAAGAGACCCAAUAAUCCUAGACAAAAAAAUGACUGCCAUGCCUUGGUUACAUGUCUUAUUACCACAGGAAAUUAACUUUUUGCAUCCCCCAUAUUCACAUAAUUGUAUACCCAUUAAAUCCAUUGUUCCUAAAUGUAUAGAAGGAUGGGGAACUGAUACUAGGAACUGCAAUGCAUCUCAAAUUUAUGGAAAUAUGUUACCGA